AUGUUUCACAUAAACAAAAAGAAAAUACUAGCUGUUUGUGCUGCGAUAGGCGUAAUAUUAUUAUUUCUACAUCCAAGCAAUUCAUCGAAAGAGGAGUAUGAUUAUAUAAUGAAGGAAAAUAUUAUGAAUAGUUUGCAUGAAAAGCUAGCUGUUAACUUUACUAGUUCCGCUAUUGUAGACUGUGAUUAUUACGACAUUCUUCAUGAUGAUACAGCAUUGCCGGUGACCCUUGUCGAUGGUGAUUUAGAGGAGGGUCAUAAAAUCAGAGAAGGUGGUGAAUUCAUUCCAGAAUGCAAACCAAAGUUUAGUGUAGCCAUUAUUGUUCCUUACAGGGAUAGAGCAGAGCAGUUAAGAGGGUUCCUAGUUUACAUGCAUACAUUUUUACAUAAACAACAAUUACAUUAUCGCAUUUAUGUUAUUGAGCAAGUUGAUACACAUCCAUUUAAUAGAGCAAAGCUGUUAAACAUUGGUGCUGUUGCUGCAAUUAAAGCAGGAUAUCCUUGUCUAAUUCUUCAUGAUGUAGAUCUCCUGCCAAUAAAGAUAGCUAAUAUAUAUGCAUGUGUGAAAACACCACGGCACAUGUCUUCAAAUAUUGAUAGGCCAAGGUUUUCACUGCCAUCUCCAAAUGUGUUUGGUGGUGUUAUGGCAAUACAAUCUAAGCAAUAUGAAAAAAUAAACGGCAUGAGCAAUGCCUACUAUGGCUUAAGUGGUGAUAAUUCUGAUUUGUUUUCAAGGGUUAAGGCCAAUCAUUUAAAAUUGUGUAGAUUUGAGUCAUCUGUAAGCCAAUACCAUAUGACUGCACAUGAGGCUCAUAUUCAAAUUGAAAUAAGGAAAAGCAGUCCAGAGUUUUCACAUGAGAGGAUGGUAAAAGACGGUCUGAAUUCAUUGAAGUUUACAGAAGUAGCAACUGUACUCCAUCCAUUAUUUACUCAUAUCAUGGUGGACUUGUAA
Molecule: messenger RNA, 951 nt
Organism: Pieris macdunnoughi
Lineage: Eukaryota; Metazoa; Arthropoda; Insecta; Lepidoptera; Pieridae
Source: the annotation of a GenBank genome assembly